Caenorhabditis auriculariae is the source of this 561-nucleotide messenger RNA. Lineage: Eukaryota; Metazoa; Nematoda; Chromadorea; Rhabditida; Rhabditidae. The record is from the annotation of a GenBank genome assembly.
AUGCACUCUGGGUUGAUGUCUGUCUUGUUGCUCUGCAUGGCGUCAGUUAUAUCUGCGUUCUACGUCCCAUACUACGUAAGUCAACAAAUUUCGAGUUUUAAAUUUGAUUAAUCAAUUGAAGACUCUUCAAAAAGGAGAGCUGAACUAUGCAGGAAGUGCCGAGAAGCGCUCUUUUCUCGGAUAUGGCAAGUGAGUUCCGUUUCUCGAGUACUAAACUUGAACGUGACAGUUGGGAAAAUGAAAAAGAACCCUCUGUUAUCAGCUAAAAGUCAGAAAAUGGCCUAUGAAGGCUCGGGGAGCAUCUGUCGUGGAAAUGAGCGAACGUUUCAAUGUUUGCUCACGGACUGUCAAUUUGGCGUCGUAGAUCAGCCUCAUUUCAGAGCAGAAAGAUGAAAUCAACUUCAGAGAACAGAAUGAAAAAAUUUUGGAAAUAAUUGAAACUUCAGCGGCAGACAGGAGAAGCGCGAGUUCAACGCCGACGACUUGACUCUCAGAUUCGGAAAACGCGGGGAUCCGUUGGAAUUUCAGCCCGACCACCUUUCCCUCAGAUUUGGCCGUUAG